This is a messenger RNA of Sodiomyces alkalinus F11, 993 nucleotides long. RefSeq lists its product as hypothetical. The coding region runs from base 1 to 993 and encodes 330 amino acids. NCBI's taxonomy places the organism in Eukaryota, Fungi, Ascomycota, Sordariomycetes, Glomerellales, Plectosphaerellaceae. The transcript has 10 exons. The record is from RefSeq and is a predicted model, not a curated record.
AUGAGCGACAACGGGGAGUAUCGGUAUCAACUGGCCAGCGGCGUGUCUGAUGGCGAGAAGAAAGGGGAAGGGAAAGCCCGAAAAUCGGCUUUGGAUUAUGCGCACCAAGCCGGCCGUCCGGGACGAACUGAGACUGGCAUAAGAGACAGCCAAACGGACUGGCAACAGGACACGAAGAUAUGGCUGGGCCCUUGGAGGGGAAGCGAGGUUUAUGCAACUUUCAAACUUACCCUCGCACGAUGUGAAAUUAUGAGCAGACCACCGAGGACAUUUCCCUCGUCUAUAAGCUACAAGCGUCUCAUUUUCCAAUCAGAUGAUAAUGCUCGGAUGCCCCAUUCGACACCGUAUACUUUCACGUACGGGGGUUUAGCGACACUGAUCAUCAUAGUCAAGAACGUCUUGGAGAAGAAGACAAACAACGGAAUCGUGACGGCGGAAGACGGGUUGAAGUCGACGACAUUUAUCGUAACUGCUAUGCCGUCGGACGUCCAGGUGUACGGCAGUCAUCUUUCCCGUUCUAUUUCUCUUCCACGGGUUGGCCAAUUCAUCUUCGUCGAGUAUCUAUGGACAUUUAUUUUAGAUUCCUCGUUUGUCCAGAGGCAAGGUGACGAUGACGAUAACGACGGCGACAGAGACAGAGACAGUGGUCUGCCCCGAGGUGGUCUGCCGCCCCGAGGUGGUCUGCCCCGAGGUGGUCUGCCGCCCCUAGCUGGUCUGCCCCCAGCUGGUCUGCCCCCAGCUGGUCUGCCCCUAGCUGCCCUCGCCCUCGCCCACGACCGAGCCCUCGCCCUCGCCCACGACCAAGCCCUCGCCCUGCCCCUCGGCCCCUUUCGAUAUAACGCUAUGGAUUAUCGGGGUGCUCACGAUAAUCGCGACGGUUUUCGCGGGCUGGCCCGGCCGGAGGAACUGGCCGCAGCUACGCCGCCGGUUCGGGGGCUUCCUAGACCGCAUUAUGGCCAGUUGCAUAGUCGUUUGGGUGGCCUGGGCCGCUAG